Molecule: messenger RNA, 1678 nt
Organism: Panicum virgatum (switchgrass)
Lineage: Eukaryota; Viridiplantae; Streptophyta; Magnoliopsida; Poales; Poaceae
Product: zinc finger protein 676-like
Exons: 6
Coding region: 732-1370 (212 amino acids)
Molecular function (GO): DNA-binding transcription factor activity
Source: RefSeq, a predicted model, not a curated record
GCCUCCCCGACUACGCCAACCGCCUCUGUUCCUCCCUCGCUCUCCCUUCGCAAACCCCCGGCACCGCCUCGGCAAGAGCGAGCCGGCCACCCCUCCUCCCUUCUGCUCCGGCGCUCACCCAACGUGUGCGCCGGCAUUUCUAGACCGCCGCCACCUAUAAGUAGGCCACUCCCGAUCCCCGCGGGUCGCGACUGCACCCCAUCACCCAGACACCCACCUUCAAGGAAGUCGUAGAAUCCAGAGCAAGAAAGGGCAGGCGGGAGCCGGGAGGGCCGACGCACGGAGGGCGGACCUCCAAGAAACCGCCACGCUCCGCUGCGGAGCUCCAUAGGGAGGACAGAGCCGGAUCCGGGAGGGCCGACGCACGCACGGAGGGCGGAGCUCCAAGAAACCGCCGGGCUCUGCUGCGGAGCGAGGGCAGAGCGGGAGCCGGGAGGGCCGACGCACGGAGGGCGGAGCUCCAAGAAACCGCGGGCUCCGUUGUGGAGCUCGAUAGGGAGGGCUUGGAGGUUAGUUUUCUCCGCGCAGUGCUGGUGUUUUGGGCUUGAUUCUGCGGUUCCCGGUUCAUGGUCUUUCAUAUUUGGAGGAGUUGUUACUUCUGAAAUCUCCCUAUUCGAUCAAGCUGCGUCUGAGGGUUGAGAAAUUUGGGGAUGCGGCGAGGCCGGCAAGGUUUCAAGCCCAGCCUUCACUGCUCAACCUGAUUGAUUCGCAUUAGUUUGCCUUUAAUUCUCAUGGACAGUGGCGAGCCAAGAACUUUGAAGGUCACAGGUAUGCUACCCGAAGGGUCAGACAAGGGGUUUAAAGGCUGCACUAAGAACUCCCCUGCAGAGAGAUCUCUUGGAGGCCACAUGUCGUGCCACAGGCUUGCUGGCAUGCAGUCUAAGAGCACACCACGCCCUGCUGUACUUGGGAUGGUUCCACCAGGACCGAAGAUGUUUAGCUGCCCGAGCUGCGGCAGAGAGUUUCAAAGCAAGGGUGCCCUUGGGGGUCACAGGAGCCGUGGCCACUGCCAUCCCAACGUGGCAGGGCAAAAGGCUAAAAAGCCAGAAGUUUCCAAGAUCCUAUCAGGUGUGGCUUUAAACGCGACAAGAAGGUACUAUUGCAAAAACUGCGGCGAGGGUUUUGAUACUUUCCAAUUUAUUGGCUGGCAUAAGGCUAAAUGCAAUGAUGUGGUUCAGUGUGGGCCUGAGAAAUAUUAUUACAAAUAUUGCGGGCAGGACUUCCCCAGAUCACGCUCCGCCUCAAGCCAUAUGGGUAGAUGCAAAUACAAGAAUGCUCCACACGCCUCUUCAAGGCACGUACUUGCGUCUGAUGCUGAUGAUGACGCUGUGGACAUCUUAGAUGCAGAGGAGGCCAACCCUCAAGGUUAAGACAACAAAUUAACAAGACCACUACAAUGGCUCUUCUAGCUCAUCAAGACCUCGGUUUUGCUGUUGUUCAGUAGGAGUAUGGUUUGAACACAGGAAGUUUACACCAACGGGAUUGGUUUUUGUAUUGUAACACAAAAGGAUGAUAACGGACCAGAUCUGGACAUAGAUUUGAGAGGCACCUGUGAUGUAAAAUCAUCGAAACAGGAGAAGUCGAUCUGUAACUCUAUAUUGUAAUGAUUCACACAAGACACGACAGAUAACUAGCGGGAUUUUUUUUUGUAUCAAAAUCAUGUCUACGAUUGACACAA